Messenger RNA from Biomphalaria glabrata, 2445 nucleotides. RefSeq lists its product as uncharacterized. The transcript has 5 exons. NCBI's taxonomy places the organism in Eukaryota, Metazoa, Mollusca, Gastropoda, Planorbidae. The record is from RefSeq and is a predicted model, not a curated record. Bases 1 to 1296 code for a protein of 431 amino acids.
AUGGGGGCUAAGUGUUUGGCUUCUGAACUAAGAUGUCCCGGGCUUGGAGCUCAAGUGAAGGCUGCAAAAGUCCUCGACUUCUCUGCAAACAAUCAAUCCAAUGAGCUUUCCCUAACUCCAGGAAGUGAUUUGAUGCUUGAAUGUCGGAGGCUCAUUAAAUCUGAUUCAAGGUUAGUGUUGUACAGAGUCAAGGACAGUUAUGCUUUCACUGAGACCAACAUGUCUGAUAUCUUGACAUACACCAUGAAGAAUGUCUUAUGCGGGACUCAUCUUAGUGUUGGCUGCAAGGAUGAAGCAAACACAAAACAAGGAAAAGUCAUUCCUGUUUCAGUGUCACCAUGUACCUCUGAUUACAUGAGCUUAGAAGCAAACAUCUCAAGUAAAGAUUCUAUUGUUCACCUGGGCAGCAGUGUUGUAUUCACUUGUUCACAUCAGGGAGGGCCAGGAUCUACACUGACUUUGUAUAGAGAUAGCCCAGACCAAGUUCUCCAACAGGCCUAUUCCCACAAUGAGCUUGUCUACACCAUGAGUAACAUCUCUUGUGGACUUCAUUUUCAGGUCUAUUGUAUGAUUGAUGAUUCCAGAGAUUUCCGUUCGAUUAAUGUUUCCUCUGAACCAUGUGAAGAUAAAAAUAUUACAUUUUCGGCUAAUGACAAAACCAGAGAAUUGGAUGUCCUUCCCGACAGUCUGGUACUUUUCAAAUGUGAAACUGACCUUUCCAAUGUGUCUGAGAUGUUUCUCUAUAACAACACCAUCAGCAAUGUCAUCAGCAAUGUCAUCAGCAAUGUCAUCAGCAAUGUCAUCAAUAAGGGCAUCAACAAGGGCAUCAACAAGGCCAUCAACAAGGGCAUCUCCCCUGGAAUUAUUAAAUUUUACUUGUCAGACUUUAGACCUGGCACAACCUUUUUGAUUGGCUGCUUUGUCAAAGCAGAACUGUUGACUUCCUACAGCGAACUACUAGUCACAGUGAAGCAAGACAACUGUUGUGUUGGAAUUCUUGUGGCAGCUGGUACAGCUCCAGUCUUAGUUCUUCUUGGUCUGUCCAUCUAUUUCAUUAUCAAGCACAGGCAGAAAAAAUUGCAGGAGAGUGCAGCUAAAAAAAUGUUCAUCGAUCAAGUCAGUGAUGAGAAAGCAAUGCUCAUCGACCAGGAAAUGCCCAGUGAUGAAAUGCCAGAGCCCCCACCUUUGGAAGAGAUCACCUCAAAGUCACAGUUAGAGUUUAUAGCCAGCUUAGAGAACAAGCUUUCAGGUUGUAGCCUGUACACACCAGCUUUCAUCUUGGAGAAAGCCCAGUAGACUUACUGUAUUACUUGAUUAGAUGAGCUUGUUUUAUUAAGUCAGCUAUUUGAGAACAGUGUUUUAGUAGUACAUUUUUUGGGUUUAUGUUAAUAUAUGUAGAUUGAAAGUACUUCUGCUAAACUAUUUAUCUACUUUUUAAAGAAUAAAUUUAAGUUUUUUAAAAGGUCUGUAUUUGUUAACUUUCCAAAGAAUUCUGUCAACAUUUUUUUUUAGUAUUAGACUUUGUAAUUUUGAAAAACAACUUCCAACAUAAAACAAAUUCCUAAUCCAUAAAUCUCUGAAAAUUGAAGGUCUGUAAAAUUCCUUAGCAGCAACUUUAGUUGACAUAAAUUUAUACAUUCAAAAACAUCCUGAAAUUAAAAUUAUUUUUUUUUUCAAAUUAUUUUCUAUUUUAGAAAUAAGAAUGAGCAAACAGGUUUUAUCGAGCCAAGAUUAUAUACCUUUGUUUAAAGAUUAAAGAAAGGAAGUCUAUUCAUAAUACUGAUUAAUAACUUAUACUGACUUAAGACUUAGAUCCUUUUAGGCCUUUCAGUGAAUAGGUUGGCUAUAUUUUUCCACAUAGAUUGUUCACAUGUGACAUCAACAAUCUCAUCUGUUCUAUGAAUUUCUAAGAAGAUUUGUUACCAUAUUAAACAGAAUUGACCCAAGAUAUGAAGUGAUUCUAUCUGAAAAAAGCUAAAAUUAAGUUCUCUGCCUAUUUAUCUUCAGUUUGUUUGGGAAACUGACUCAUCCUUCUUACUAACCUGUUUGUGAAUGAAUAGAGCUUUAUGGGAGACUUAAUAAUAUAGUUGAGAUAACUGUUUGUGAAUUAUGUAAAUUGUAUAUAGGCUACUAAAUAAUUGGAACAAGAAAAGAAUGCAACCAUUCAUGAAGAUAAGAAACCUAUGAAACACACAGCCUCAUUAAAAGAAUAAGUUACUUCAGAAUCUCUGAUUGAUAAUAACACUUUUGAAAUCAUCUAAGAAGAGGGUAGGACAGACUAUUGAAUCAAUCACUCCUUCCAUCUUUAAACAAUAUUUCCAUAGGAGUAGCAAUCCAAGGUGUUUUUUUUUUUAAACAACCAUCUUUUGUUAACUAAAACAUCAAUGACAUGCUACAUAAAACAUCUAUGACAUGUCACAUAAAACAUCUAUGACAUGUCACAUA